Molecule: messenger RNA, 408 nt
Organism: Zea mays
Lineage: Eukaryota; Viridiplantae; Streptophyta; Magnoliopsida; Poales; Poaceae
Exons: 2
Coding region: 27-395 (122 amino acids)
Source: RefSeq, a predicted model, not a curated record
CUUUGGCGCCGCCACUCAUUCCUCCAAUGGCUACUCCGGCAAGAGGCAAGAAACGGCUCGUCGUCGACGUCGAUCUCGAGCUCGACAGUGAGGUCGAAGUGGCCUCCGCCUUCAGCCGACUGUCUGUUUCAGUCGUUGCCAAGCGUACAGGCGAGAGUUCUACAGGCGACGGUUGCGGCUUCGAGCACUCCACCGGCAAGCAGCGCACCUCCAGCAAGGAGUGGACCAGCGGCAAUGAACUCACCUGCGCGGCCACAUCAGAGCUCACAGCCGGCGUCAAUCACUGCUCGGCACCUCGUUCAGUGUCGGUAAGGGUUGAACUAAGUUCAAUAAUAUGCAGUACUAUGUUCAAAUCCAAUAGCAAUUUUUGUGGUUUCGCAGAUUACCCGAUUUGAAACAGUUCGUAGU